Molecule: messenger RNA, 1097 nt
Organism: Esox lucius (northern pike)
Lineage: Eukaryota; Metazoa; Chordata; Actinopteri; Esociformes; Esocidae
Product: endonuclease domain-containing 1 protein
Exons: 3
Coding region: 96-944 (282 amino acids)
Molecular function (GO): hydrolase activity; metal ion binding; nucleic acid binding
Source: RefSeq, a predicted model, not a curated record
CUUCAGAGGCACAGUUUGACCCAGUACAGGCAAACGGACGGACAGCUGCUCGAGGCAAAAGGCGAUCAACUAGGAACGUCUCAAGAUCCCGUCCCAUGAUGCACGUGGCUGCAGUGCUACUGGCUGUGACCCUGUCUCUCGUCGGGGGAGACGUUGUCGCCCGCUUCGAGGAUGUCCCAGAGUGCACUGCGUAUUUCUACCAGGGAAAAGUGCCGAACUGGGGCGCUACCACCCCCGGCGCUGCCCGCCUGUGCCAGCGCUUCAACAACAGGUACCACUUCGCCACGCUGUACGACACCAACCGACGCAUCGCGGUGUACUCGGCCUACCGCUUCCAGCCCAGUAACGGAGGAGGAAGAGAGAAGAGAUGGUUUGUAGAGCCACAGCUUGUAAACCUUACAUGGGGUGCAGAGAUGAAGGAUGGGUACUGGCUGGAGAAGGACAACCCUGGUGUUUUCCUAGGUGAAAGACAGGCUCUCAACGAAGACUACAAACACUCUGGCUUUGACCGUGGCCAUCUCAACCCCAAUGGACACCAUGCAGUCCCCAGUCGUAACGCCACCUUCACCCUUACCAACGUGGUGCCCCAGAACCCCAAGCUCAACCAGAAGGCCUGGGCGCAGCACGAGGCCCAGCUCACCGACCUCUUCAAAAGCCAGUGCGCCCAGGCGUAUGUGUUGGUCGGAGCCAUCCCCUCCCCGGACCACUGGAUCGUCAGGAACAACGUGCAGCGUGUCAACAUCCCCGAGUACGUCUGGAACGCCUACUGCUGUGUGGACAACAACGGGAAGCCCGUCCGUAGUGCCGGCGCCACGGCUCUCAACACCGAGCGGAACCUGGUGGACCGGCAUUCACUGCCGGAGCUGAGCAGAUUCCUGCAGCAGUUUUCGGACGUACCAGUGGGGGAGCUGUUUCACAACAACUGUCAGAUAGGGACCCAGUGAGAGCAUCCCGGUCCUGGGUUUCUGGUCGUGUUUUUAUAGCGUGAAAGGUGAAAAGGUUGUGAAUGUCAUUUAAUAGUAUUAGUCACCUUUGGCCCAGUUCUGUGGUUUCUACUGUGGAAAUGUAAUUAAAUACUGUGAAUUAAAAAGAAAUAC